CCCUCCUAAAACACAGUAGAAGAGCGGCUGGAGAGAAGACUUGUUCCUUAUUUGCAGACUUUUAAAAUAAUCGCACACACCGCUUACAAAAGAUAAAGCGAGCGCAUCUCGUGUCGACUACUACUCUUGGGAUUGGAAAUGGCAGAAGAGCAUCAGCAAUCCCUGUUACAGAGCCAGGUGUCUAUACCUGGAGAAGAGACCUCCCUGACAACGCCGACCAGGCAAUCUUCUAGACGUGGUUGGAUGACUGGCUUCUUUGCUCUCCUUGCUAUUGGACUGAUCGCUGGCCAGGCUGUUACCGUCUACUUUGUCUUCACUCAGAAGGACCAAAUUAAAACUCUGCAAGACCACACUGACAUCUUGAAAGGCCAGUUGAGGCAGCAGCAGAAACAAGGCUCCGUUGUUCCCAGGAUGAUGCACAUGCCAAUGAUGAGCUUGCCUCUGCUAAUGGACGACACUGACGUCAAGCCAAAGAACACUCCUGCGAAACGCCUUGAAGACACAGCCACGGUGAGCAUUGAGAAGCAGGUGAAGGACCUUCUGAAGCAAGACAACUUUCCAAACUUCAACAGCACCUUCCUAGAAAACCUCAACCUCAUGAAGAAACAGAUGAAUGAAACUGAUUGGGAGGGAUUUCAGUCUUGGAUGGGCAACUGGCUCCUGUUCCAGAGUGCUCAGAAGACUCCACCAAAGCCCACCACCCCUCCACAGCAGGAGAUCCCAGCCUCACAGGUGCAGACUAAAUGCCAACUGCAAUCCGGUGAGCAGCCCCGUCGUCUCGGUGUCUACCGCCCUCAGUGUGACUCACAGGGUAACUUCAAUCCCAAGCAGUGCUGGUCUGCCACUGGCUACUGCUGGUGUGUGGACAGUAAUGGCGACGAGAUCGCUGGAACUCGAACCCGGGAUCCUCUGAACUGCAACGGUCAAUCACAGUAUGCACUAAGAGGAGCCCGCAUGAUGGCCAUGCCCAGUCUGGCAAAGACUGUGCUGAUUCCAGAUAACUAAAGAAGAUAUAAUUGGAGGAAAUCCACAGCCUUCUAAUAUCAGCUUCUAAUUUACUUGACUUUUAGGCCACGCAAUACUAAAGCAUUUUGAUUGCAGCUUUUAUCGUAAUAAUCAGCUUAAUAAUGAAGUUUUGAAGAGUUGCCAUUUUAACUGUUUCUUAUUAUUUUUUCAUAAAUGUGAAAUCUAAACGUGUAUCUGUAGUGAUUAUGAGUGUCUGCAUCACAGGGGCUCGGGGUAGGCUGGCAGAAGUAGGAUGGCAGAGUCAUAGAGCGGAGGGUGUAACUGGUAUGGGGGACCUCACUUAAUAGUUACAAGUGAGCAGUGAUGGAGGGAUUUGAGGAUCUCAAGCUAAAAACGGAACGGCGGACCUCUGAGACGAAUAAUCCUGAUGGCUUUGUGCCCGAUGGAUUGCCUAAUUAAGGACGAACAUUUCCUAGUAAGUAAAAAACACCGGACAUGGUGGUGAACACAAAGACCGAUGAUGAUUUUAUUCAAAUGGAUGAUGACUUGUACAUUUUAAUAAAGGUGAUUGUAUUAUUUAAAGACAGUAAAGAAAAUAUAUUUCCUAAUUUAGUGAUUAUGAAUGUCUCCAUCAUAAGGGUUAGGGGUGGACUGGCAGAAGUUAGAUGGCAAAGGCAUAGAGUGGAUAAUGUAACUGGUAUGUGGGACCCCAGUUAAUGAUUACAAAUGAGCAGAGAUGGAGUGAUGGAUUAAAAAAACAAAGAAAAAAAAAA
This is a messenger RNA of Polypterus senegalus (gray bichir), 1739 nucleotides long. RefSeq names its product H-2 class II histocompatibility antigen gamma chain-like. Gene Ontology annotation, cellular component: membrane; basement membrane. The transcript has 9 exons. Gene Ontology annotation, biological process: protein trimerization; antigen processing and presentation; immune response. The coding region runs from base 139 to 1005 and encodes 288 amino acids. Gene Ontology annotation, molecular function: macrophage migration inhibitory factor binding; MHC class II protein binding. NCBI's taxonomy places the organism in Eukaryota, Metazoa, Chordata, Cladistia, Polypteriformes, Polypteridae. The record is from RefSeq and is a predicted model, not a curated record.